AGUGCCUGUCACUCUCAGUGAGCAGAAGGAAGAAUAAACCUGAAAGAAGAGCAGCAGCAGAUAUCACCCUCUAGUUCAGAGCGCAUCAACUCCUCAAGAGAAGAACAACCUUCAGCGUCACAGAAGAGAAGAUGAAGUGCGCACACGUGGCUCUCGCUGCUGCAGUCGUCAUCGCAUGCAUCUGCAUCCUUCAGACCGCAGCCGUUCCAUUUGCACAGCAGGAGCAGGACGAGCAUCAAAUGGAGAUUGAAACACCACAGCAGAACGAACACUCGACAGAAACAACAGAAACUUCACAGGGACAAACAAACCCCCUGGCAUUUUUCAGGACAAAACGUCAAAGCCAUCUUUCCCUGUGCAGAUACUGCUGCAACUGCUGUCGCAACAAAGGCUGUGGAUAUUGCUGUAAAUUCUGAUCACAUGGGCAUUUGAUGUGCACUUGGGAAAAGAGUUUCUUUGAAACAUUAACUUAUUUGGAAUUUUGUCUUCAAAGUCCCUGCUGAAAUGAUUUCCCCUGUCGCACCAUGUUGCUUGAAACGGGUAUAAAUGCAGGCUGUGUCUCCAUGCACAAGCUUUGUAAAAGUUGCAGCUACUGAAAUCUAACAGACAUUAUGAGGUGAACUCACCUACUUUUGUUAACUCUGUUAUGAUUUUAUAUAUUUUAUACAUGUGUGUGUAUAUAUAUAUAUAUUAUGCUUGUGUACAUAGACAUGUUGCACCAAUGAUUGUUUGGUAUAAUGAAAAAACAUUUUUAAUAAAAUGAUUUUUAAACAUUUA
Messenger RNA from Megalobrama amblycephala (Wuchang bream), 777 nucleotides. It is a transcript of the gene hamp, whose product is annotated as hepcidin antimicrobial peptide. Lineage: Eukaryota; Metazoa; Chordata; Actinopteri; Cypriniformes; Xenocyprididae. Gene Ontology annotation, biological process: intracellular iron ion homeostasis; defense response to bacterium. Gene Ontology annotation, cellular component: extracellular region. The record is from RefSeq and is a predicted model, not a curated record. The coding region runs from base 132 to 416 and encodes 94 amino acids. The transcript has 3 exons.